Agelaius phoeniceus (red-winged blackbird) is the source of this 1746-nucleotide messenger RNA. It is a transcript of the gene HS2ST1, whose product is annotated as heparan sulfate 2-O-sulfotransferase 1. The record is from RefSeq and is a predicted model, not a curated record. Gene Ontology annotation, molecular function: heparan sulfate 2-sulfotransferase activity. Gene Ontology annotation, cellular component: membrane. NCBI's taxonomy places the organism in Eukaryota, Metazoa, Chordata, Aves, Passeriformes, Icteridae.
GCCCGCGCCGUCCCCGCGGCUCCCGCCGGCCCCCGCGGGCCGGGCCCCGCGUUAUGUCGUGAUCCCGGGCGGGCGGCGCUGCUGCUGCUGCUCAUGGGGCUGCUCAGGAUUAUGCUGCCGCCCAAGUUGCAGCUGCUGGCGGUGCUGGUGUUCGGGGUGGCCGUGCUGUUCCUGGAGAACCAGAUCCAGAAGCUGGAGGAGUCCCGCGGCAAGCUGGAAAGGGCUAUUGCAAGGCAUGAAGUCAGAGAAAUAGAGCAACGUCACACAGUCGAUGGUCCCCGACAAGAUGUGACACUGGAUGAGGAAGAUGACGUGGUGAUUAUUUACAACAGAGUUCCCAAGACUGCCAGCACAUCUUUCACAAAUAUUGCCUAUGAUCUCUGUGCGAAGAACAAAUACCAUGUUCUACAUAUCAAUACAACCAAAAAUAACCCUGUUAUGUCUCUGCAAGAUCAGGUGCGCUUUGUGAAGAACGUGACCUCGUGGAAGGAGAUGAAGCCGGGAUUUUACCACGGCCACGUCUCGUACCUGGACUUCGCCAAAUUUGGUGUUAAAAAGAAACCAAUUUACAUAAAUGUCAUAAGAGACCCUAUAGAACGCCUAGUUUCUUACUAUUACUUUCUGCGCUUUGGAGAUGAUUACAGACCAGGGCUACGGAGGCGAAAGCAGGGGGAUAAAAAGACCUUUGAUGAAUGUGUGGCAGCUGGAGGUUCCGACUGUGCUCCAGAGAAACUUUGGCUUCAAAUUCCAUUCUUCUGUGGCCACAGCUCAGAAUGCUGGAAUGUGGGAAGCAGAUGGGCUUUGGAACAAGCCAAAUACAAUCUGAUUAAUGAAUACUUCCUAGUGGGAGUUACUGAAGAGCUUGAAGACUUUAUCAUGUUAUUGGAGGCAGCUCUGCCCCGGUUCUUCAGGGGUGCCACAGAACUGUACCGGACAGGAAAGAAGUCGCAUCUUAGGAAAACAACUGAGAAAAAACUUCCCACAAAAGAAACUAUUGCCAAGCUACAGCAGUCUGAAAUCUGGAAAAUGGAGAAUGAGUUCUAUGAAUUUGCACUGGAGCAAUUUCAGUUUGUCAGAGCACAUGCAGUUCGGGAAAAAGAUGGAGAAUUGUAUAUUCUGGCUCAAAACUUUUUCUAUGAAAAGAUUUACCCUAAAUCAAACUAAGAAUGCUAUACUAUUAGAUUUAUGGACCUAAAUCUUUGGCCACAUCAUCAUCUUAGUCCUCAACCAUGGAAACUAGAUUGCUUGUAGACCUCCAAGACAUUUCUUUAUACAGGAAAAGUGGGUUGUGGAUCACCUCCAGGGCUUUGGAUAUAGCUGUGUUGGUAAUCCAGAAGCAAAGGCUUCAUUUCUUUUAUCUAACUAAUAUUUUCAGUGGGAGUCAAUAUCCUUAACCUGAAGAAAUCUACAAUGUAAUUUGGAGCAAUUAAAACACGGCAGUCCUAUUUGAAAAUGUAAACAAUCAAAAAACCACUUCUAUUGAUGCUCUUUUUAAUUUUCAGAGCAAUUUAUUUUCAUUUAUACUUCUGUGAAGAGGAAAUCAUUUUUCCCCAGCUUUCAACAUGGAAAUUUUGGUUGUAUACAGUAUGAGUAGUCCUAAUAACUGGUUGACAUCUGUGCUUUGUUUUAGUGAAUCAUGUCACAUGAUAUUAAUUGGGAUGGUUAAUCAUGUUCUGCUGAGAAAUGCUGCUGCUGGAAUUGCCCAUAUUUAUAUAUGUGGUUUUAUUAAAAAAUUACAACUACUCA